Messenger RNA from Aspergillus niger, 417 nucleotides. RefSeq lists its product as uncharacterized. The record is from RefSeq and is a predicted model, not a curated record. Bases 1 to 417 code for a protein of 138 amino acids. Lineage: Eukaryota; Fungi; Ascomycota; Eurotiomycetes; Eurotiales; Aspergillaceae. The transcript is spliced from 3 exons.
AUGGUUCUUGUGGUGUCGCCUACCCACCGUUGCAUGUCUGUUUCAGUGUCUCAUGGCCAUUCUCUUAUCCACCAUGUCGGGACGUGCGAGACAAUGUUGCCGAUCCGGGGUGACCUGCGUGGCAUAUUGGCCAGAGAUAUUAGUGGUGCCCACGUACGCGCAAUGGCCGCCGCGACGUCAUCCCGUCAAGGGGCAAAGGUUGACCGCCACCAAUGGUCCAUGACCAUGAGAGAUACAGGGAGGACUAUCACCCGUAAGUUCGUAAUCGUAGGUCCCAAAUAUCCCCAAAAGAUGUCGUGCUCACACGCUAAACUUGGCGGCUGCCAAGCUUCCCCGCUAAGGCCCGCUAAGGAAGAAAGUGGUUCCCUUAAGGUUUGCGAUUGUCUGAGGGGACCUCCGUCUCUCAACAGCCUAUGA